UCCGUUGCGCAUGCGCCGCAGCGAGCGGGCGCGAAACAGGCGCCUGCCUACUGCGGAGGGGGGACUCUGCGGAGGGAGUGCGGGCGCGUGCGCACCAGGCGUGUAACUCAGGGAGGUUCCCGCGCGCGCACCGACUCCGGGGCGGCUGGCGCGUGCGCAGUGAGUGGAGCCGCGGGCUUCUCCGCGCCUGCGCCGUAGGAACCCUGGCACCAUGAAGGCGGAAGCGCCGGCAAAGCCGGUGUGGGAGUGUCGCCAUUUUCCAAAAUGGCGGCGGCGCUGCAGGGGCUGCUGGUCCCGCACCUGCUGCCCGAGCGCUGCUACGACGAGCUUUUCCUGCGCUUCAACCUGCUGCACGUUCCCUGCUUGAAGAUCGUGAUCAGCAAAGGGCUGGGACUCGCCAUCGUCGCGGGGUCGCUGAUGGUGAAGCUGCCCCAGGUGUUUAAAAUCCUGGGGGCGAGGAGCGCCGUGGGGCUCAGUCUCCAAGCCAUCCUGCUGGAGCUGCUGGCCAUCACCGGUACCAUGGUCUACAGCCUUGCUAACGGCUUCCCUUUCAGCGCUUGGGGCGAGGCGCUCUUCCUCAUGCUGCAAACCGUCGCCAUCGGCUUCCUGGCCCUGCACUUCGGGGGACGCACGGCACAGGGUGUCUCCUUCCUGGUGCUGUAUUUCGCUCUGCUCUGCCUGCUGCUCUCCCCCCUGGCCCCUCGGCCCGUGGUCACCCUCCUGCAAGCCACCAACAUGCCCGCCAUCGUCAUCAGCAGGCUACUCCAGGCGGCCACCAACUACCGCAACGGGCACACGGGGCAGCUGUCAGCCGUCACUGUCUUCCUGCUCCUCGGCGGCUCGCUGGCCCGGAUCUUCACCUCCAUCCAGGAGACGGGCGACCCCCUGAUGGCUCUGACGUAUGUCGUCUCCUCUGUCUGCAACGGCAUCAUUGCGGGCCAGCUCCUCUAUUACUGGCACGUGCCGGCCAGCGCGGGGGCCGGGAAGAAGCGGGAAUAGAGGGGACCCCCCCGCGGAGUCUGACCGGGGCCCCCUGUAGGGGGAGUGGGGGCUGCCCCCUGCCCCGCGCUGCCAUCUGAGCCAUAUCAAGGGUGGGCAGGGCCCCCGUCUGGCUCUACCGGUGCCCCCUAGAGGGGAACCCACUCAGCCUGGUCUGCCCCCCCCCCCCUGCAGCUGGGCUCCGGCAGGGAGGCGGGAGCAGGUCUGUAAACUGCCCUCCCCUCUCCCCCCCCCCCCCCAGUGAGGUAAUUAAACGCUGAUUGGCCAGGGGCUCCCGGCUGUGCCCAUCCUGCUCAGGGGGGCGGGGCAGAAUCUCUGGGACUCCCUGCUGCAGGGUGCGGAAGGUCGAAUUCGGUUGGGGGGAGCAGGCAUGGAAACCCCCAGCCCCUCCUCCCCUGCCCCCUGGCAGCUAACGAGCUCGGUGCUAAUCAUGCCAAUUAGUCACUGCCCUUCUGCCUCCCUGCCCCUCCUGGCGCUGGUAUCCUGAACUGGGGGCAGGGCAAAGCUGAACCGGGCACAGAGGUGGGUGGGGGAUGGUGGGUCAGAGCAGGGGGCUGGGAGCCAGGACACCUGGGUUCUCUCCCCGGCUCCGGGACGGGAGUGGGGCUGGUGGGUUAGAGCAGGGAGGGCUGGGAGCCAGGACUCCUGGGUUCUCUCCCAGAGGCUGGGCUCAUCCCAUGGGCCCCCCCCCAGCAGGUUUCCCUAUGUGAUUCACCCCUUCAUGUCAGAACAGGCGGGGACCAGGCCCUUCCCUGGUUACCAUGGCAACUGGGUGGGGUGACAAGGAAGGCACUGGUGUUGUAGCUAGGACAGAAGACCGUUACCUGGGCAACGGCCCCAUCCCGUCCCACCCCCCUCCCCUUCCCUGGCACAUGCGGGGUUAACUCUUUAGGGCCUCUCUGAGUUGCUGUGGGUGGGGGGCAUCGGCAGAGCUGGGGGGAGCCAGGGAGCUGGGAGGGGGAGGGGCUGUGGGUCCGGAGUGAGGGGCAUUUUCCUUUCCUCCAUUGUCUUUCUCGCUCACGGGGGUCAAACCCCACAGCAUUUUUUUUGGCAGGGCGCGGUUUGAUCUGUUUCCUGCCCCCCCGAACAUCUCAUCUCUCCUUUACCCCCUC
Messenger RNA from Malaclemys terrapin pileata, 2111 nucleotides. It is a transcript of the gene MPDU1, whose product is annotated as mannose-P-dolichol utilization defect 1. Gene Ontology annotation, biological process: oligosaccharide biosynthetic process. The transcript is spliced from 7 exons. The record is from RefSeq and is a predicted model, not a curated record. NCBI's taxonomy places the organism in Eukaryota, Metazoa, Chordata, Testudines, Emydidae. Bases 265 to 999 code for a protein of 244 amino acids.